Molecule: messenger RNA, 4744 nt
Organism: Astyanax mexicanus (Mexican tetra)
Lineage: Eukaryota; Metazoa; Chordata; Actinopteri; Characiformes; Acestrorhamphidae
Exons: 4
Coding region: 1250-4003 (917 amino acids)
Source: RefSeq, a predicted model, not a curated record
AUAUUGUGAUAAGUAUGAUAGUACACAAGUUUUUCUCCCAAAAAGACACUCACACGAAACGAAACGAGUGUCAUGUCCCAUGGCAUGUCCCAUCUGGAAUGACCAUGUACUUGUUUUUCUCAGACGUCCACUGAGAAAAUUACAGGCUGAAUUACCUAAUGUUUUUCACUGAACUCCAUGGUGAUCCCAAAAUUUUUCGUUUCGCCACCUCGCGUUUGAUAAAAUAGCUAUUUGUCCACUGCCAUGCACCGCAAUUACACUUUGGGUGCGCGUUUCCACGGAGAUCCAACAACGAGUGGACAUGGAGGAGCUACUGAACGCGAUGUCAUGUGACCAGCAAGCCAAAAAACUCACUGGUCCUCCUGUUUUUCAAUUGCAGGCCAGAUGCAAAGUUUUAUCACAGAGUAGAAGUAUUAAAUAUUUUUCACAGAUGUCCUCCUGAGAAACUAAUCGCGCCCGAAAAGGGCUUAUGAUGUAUUCUCUGUGCAUGUGUAACAUUGUGGAUUAAGGAAUGUUCAAUGCUAACACUUCCAAACUUCGGAAAUGGAAUGUCCCAUCCAUCUGGCACCAACCUUCAGGCUACACUUGAGCACGCUGACCAGCAUUCAGCUACACUCUGAAGAUAACAUCUCACUUACGAUUAGUUUACAUACUGCUGUCUAACGUCUUUUGGCAUAUACAUGCACAUCAAAGUUCACAUAAUAAUCGUAGUAGUCAUAAAAUAACUGAACAUAGGUCAUCAUUAACUUCAUAGUCUCUGCUUUGUCAUGAAAGCAGGCUGGUGCAGUGCAAAGCUGAUGGUCUUAAAGAAAUCCUUUAAACUGAGCAGAUUAGCAUUCUGCAGCUGUGAGCAGAUCAGAGAGCAAGAGAUAAGGAAGACAACACAACAGGAGAAUGCCUGCCUUUACUGGACCCUGCAACUUACCAUCAUCUGCAGUUCCAUGAUGGUAUAUGUAGCUGUAAAGUGCUAAAAGUAUUGAAUGCUGCAGCACCUGACGAUCACUAACCUACAUUGCAGGAGCUGGUUCUAGGGCACUGAUCUCACAAAGCAUGAACCAGAUGGUGAAAAGAUUACGGCACAACGUCAGAGGGACUUUGAUCUAGGCAUCAUUCCUGAGAGCGAGACGGUGACAUGUCAUAUUCGGGCAUCACUCGAUUUCUGUUUUUGCAGAGAGGUUACAGUGUAUUUACAAUUUGAAGAGUUCUGGAGCUGCCAAGGACUUUUGGAGCUGCUGCCAAAUCUUCAGACAUGGCUGCCUUCCGAAACUCCCAAAGCCCAACAGCUUGGCUCCUGGCUCUGGUGUUAGGAUUGUCUCUGUUCCAGCAAGCUGCUGUUGCAUUUGUCAGAACAGCAGGCAGCUCAGACUUAAAGAUGCCCUUAGGUCAAACUAAGACUGGCCUGACCCCUGGCACCACGCAAGGCAUUCAACAGGCUCCUGAAAGAGGAGUUGAUGGGCUCUCCAAGGACUUGUUACUACUGCCUCUUCAGUUAAACACAGACGAUGGUGAUGGCUCUGGAAAUGGAAGUUGGCUGAGAGAAAAUCUCACAGAGGUAAACAGAGGUAGGGCACCAUCUUCUGGAACAAUGGAGAAGAACAUCUCCGGUCUGGGUGGUAAAGAGAAACGAGAUUUACGGGAAAGUGUAACAGACUCCCCUCCUCUCCUGGCUGGUCCACAAAUACUCAUGCAAAGGAUUAUCCGUAAUGAUAAUCAUGAUGAUCAGGAUAUAAUGAUGAUGAAUAGAAAUGACCCCAGCGUUUCACAAGCCACGACCACGCUGCCUGUUCCGUCCACAGCACCAGCUCACAGCAAAGCAACCAUGAUUACAAACAACACUAAAAGCAAUGUAUUUUUAACCACUAGAGUAGGACCAGCUAUAGAUAAAGAAAUGACCCCCAUUAGAACACUUGAAGAAACCCAUGCUGUUGAUGGUUCCUAUGACAUGGGAACUACUAUCUCUGCAAAAACAAUUGACAAAGAAGCCCCAGAGGAAAAACAGUUCAUACAUACAGCAAGUUUCAACGCUGAAACAGAGGACUCAGGAAGUACAUCCAGUUCUGGACUCAAGUCUAUUGCUGACCAGUUACCAGAUAUGACCAGUGUAUUCCGAGAACCACCUGAACCUCUACAUGUGGAAAAAAUGCAAGAGCAAGAGGCAAUAGGAGUAUUGCCUAUGGACAAAACAACAAUACAGAAAGGUAAUAGGACAUCUGGUGGUGCUGCCGCUGAGGCCCAGACACCUAUAGGGUCAUUGUCCUCAGUCAAUCGAUCAGAAGAAUUAGAUGGGCCGAAAUCUAGAGAUGAUGACAAGUCUAGGUGGUUUGGUGGGAUAUUUGGGCCAAUCACAGAGAAAGGCCUGUCUGAACCCUCAGGUCCUUGUGCUUUGGGUUUAGGCCCCUGUGUGUUUCCUACCAGCCCCAAUGGCACUCUCCUGCAGUGGGAAGAUUUGCGCCGCACUCUGGCAUUUGCCUGGGAGCUCCAUGUGUUUGGUUCUGCCAUCUUCUUUAUGUUGGUGCUAAUCGGAGCCUUCUGGGGAGUAAUUGGUGGAUCUGGCAUAUGCCAACCCUUUUGUGAACCCCUCACUUUGGCAAAUGUCCUGCUACUUCUCUCAGGUUUGCUCAGAUUUGUUCAGUUCAUUGUCGACCCGUAUGGUACAAGGCACAUCCUGCCCCGUCCAAUCCUUGCAGCACUGUACAACUUACCGCUUGCCCUUCUGUUGUGGGCACAGGUCACCUUAGCUUUGCUGGCAUUGAAAGGAACACGGUUGAACCUCCUGACUCCUGCUCUUCAGCGCCCCCAUGUCACUGGAGGUCUAGCAACUUUGCACUGUGCUUCUCUUCUGGGGGCUGACCUUCUUUCCCACACCCUGUCCCCGGCACUACCCCUGAUGCUUCAGACACUCUCCAUCUGCUGGGGUCUUCCACUCUGUUUGGGAAUUCUCUUCAGGGCCCUUCCUCCUCUUAGGUCGGCCGCCAGAACCCCUAUCCCGAGAUGGGGGGCCUACAAACGGGUUGAGGAACGUGCCAGGAGGGUUCUAAUCGUCUGUGCCCUGCUGGGUGUGCUGUGCUGCACUCUUCAGAUUCAUGGCCUGCUCUGGAUGUACGGGCUCCUUGGAGAUUGGCGCCGGUUCGGCUGGGGCUGGUGGCUUGGGCAGUUCUGGGCACGCUUGCUGGAGCUGUCUUGGAGCUUCUCAAUGCUGUUGCUGGGUUCAAGGGCCUUCUGGAGGCCUAGUAGAGGUGGGCCUAAGAGAGGAGAUCGGGAUCAAGGUCAAGGGGCUGGUGGACGAUCUGAGAAUGGCGCAUUUGCUUCCUCUUGGGACAGAGUGUUGAAGUGCCUGCCUUGGAGAAGACAAGAAAAUGCCUGGGCUGAUCUGUUACCUAAUAACUGGGCAGGGUACCAGCAAUCCAGAACAGAUAUCAAGAAUUCAGUGGUUGAGAACUAUGAAGCCAAUGCAAGUGUUGGUGUAAAGGACAGCCAUGCUAACAGUACAAGUAACAGAGCUUAUAGCACCAGCAACUAUGACUCUCAGUCCGCUCCUCGGUGGUCUCAUGGUCUAGAAUGGCAAGAGCGUGACUGUGUCUUGUCUUUAAUCGAGUUUGACUUAUGCCCUCCCUCUCCCAUCGAACUUAGACGAAGCAUUGACAAUGCCUUGCAUUUUGGACACCUUUUAGGAAGCAUGGGGAGCCUCUUUACCCCUCCACCUCCUUCCUGGACCCAGAGUGAGGUGUCCACAGCAGCUCCUGGAGGUGAUUUUGCAACACAAACUACGCCCACCCACAUAGCCUACAGGUGGGCUCUGGAUGCAGAGUCAUGCCCCAUCUCUCCCCAGUGCUUUAGGUUGGCACAGGAACCUGAGGUGGCAGUGCUGGAUCCAGAAACCUUCCUUCCUCCAGACAUUACCAGUGAGAUCCGGCUGUGGGAGAGAAAUUCUGCAAUACCAGCUGUUAAGGAAGAGGGUGACUGGAUCAGCAUAACAAGUGGUGACGAUAUCACUAACCUGUGAACCUUUUUUAGGCUAAUUUAUGCUCAAAUACAGACAGGACCUUUGUUCUGUGUUCAUUUCAUCCAUAUUUGUGCAAGGGCACAAACUAAGGUAAAAGCUAACAGAUAAGGGCAGAGCACAACAGUACCACUGGAAACUGUGAGGGCAGUUUAGCCAGGAGUUCAAGUGAAACAUGACCACUUCCAUAUGGACAUGACAAAAAAAUGAAGGCGGAACUUUUUCUAAACCCCCAUUGCAUCCUUUGUCUUUUUUAGAUAUUAGUAAAUUAUCUCAACCUUUUACUCUAUCGCCAUGUUUGUUGUUGUCAGAAAUGUUUGACUCUGAACUAGUGGAAGUGCUACUUAAAGUUCAUGUCAAUGUAAAUCAUUCAUUGAAGAAUGUGGGUAGUGGCGUUUACAUUAUUUAAAAUGGACCUUUAAGAUAUGUAAUUUUUGUACGUAAAGGCAGUUUAAAAGAGAAUUAAGACUUUAAGCUGUCUGUGGCACUUUAACUCGACAGAAUUUGUUUCUUUUAUAUAGAAAGUAUAUAAAUCAUGCAUGCAGUUCUGGUGUAACUGUACAUGGUCUCAGUUCUAGGGAACAGUUUCAUUUUACAAAUGUACAUACAUUCAUUUUAUGAAAGUAAAAAUAUGUAUAAACAGCACUUUAUUAAUUACAUCAUUUUUUCCGUAAUUCUUAUAUUGUUUUGUUAAUUAACACUGAACGUUGAGAUUGAUCUUUAUUCAUGUGUUAGUGUGUAAAC